Molecule: messenger RNA, 1500 nt
Organism: Aspergillus bombycis
Lineage: Eukaryota; Fungi; Ascomycota; Eurotiomycetes; Eurotiales; Aspergillaceae
Exons: 3
Coding region: 1-1500 (499 amino acids)
Molecular function (GO): aldehyde dehydrogenase (NAD+) activity
Source: RefSeq, a predicted model, not a curated record
AUGCCUCUAACGGUGUCACUGACAGCGCCAAAUGGUCGCAAGAUAGAACUGCCAACCGGACUCUUCAUUAACAAUGAAUGGGUCAUGGCCACGAAGAAAGGGACUAUCACAAGUAUUAACCCAGCGAAUGAGACAGAAAUUGCAUUUGUCCAAGCCGCUACGGCCGAGGAUGUCGACAUCGCUGUAAACGCAGCUCGAGCUGCUCUCGGGCAACCUGCUUGGGCAGACAUGCACUCCUCAACAAGGGGAGAGCUUCUUCGAAAAUUAAGCGAUCUCGUUGAAGAGAACAUCGAAGACCUAGCAACACUCGAAACGUGGGACGGUGGAAAGCCAUAUCUGGUCUCGCUGAAUGAGGAUCUGCCGGAAGUGGUCAGUUGUCUUCGAUAUUUUGCGGGGUUCGCCGACAAAAUCCAUGGCCAGGUUAUUGAGGGUGGUGCGAUCAAAUUUGCCUACACAGUACGAGAGCCGAUUGGCGUUUGUGGGCAGAUAAUCCCGUGGAAUUAUCCCCUGAUGAUGGUGGCUUGGAAGCUAGGACCGGCAUUGGCUUGCGGAAAUACCGUUGUUUUGAAACCUUCUGAACUUACCCCCCUCAGCAUUCUAUAUUUUGCGAACUUGAUAAGGAAGGCCGGCUUUCCUCCGGGCGUCAUCAAUAUUCUCAACGGCUGCGGGCACGAGGCAGGAACGGCGAUCGCGAACCACCAGGGGAUCGAUAAGAUUGCCUUCACAGGAAGCACGGCUACUGGACAAAGCGUGAUGAAAAUGGCGGCAUCAAACUUGAAAAACAUUACGCUGGAGACCGGUGGCAAAUCUCCGUUACUUGUGUUUAACGACGCAGAUCUUGACCAAACAGUGAAAUGGGCACACGUUGGUAUCAUGAGCAAUCAGGGCCAGAUUUGCUCCGGUACCAGUCGCAUUCUAGUAGAGAAAGGUGUGUACGAGCAGUUCAUCGCAGCGUUUAAGGGAUACACAAAAAAGGCAAGCAAAGUCGGCGAUCCGUUUCGUGAUGAUAUAAACCAAGGGCCGCAAAUCUCGAAGAUUCAAUAUGACAGAGUGCUAUCAUACAUUGAUUCUGGUGUCAAGCAAGGCGCUCGUCUAGUGCUCGGUGGAGCACCAGCGAAUGAGAAAGCUCCGGGCUUCUUCAUCCUUCCGACAAUCUUCGCCGACGUCACAGAUGAUAUGACAAUCUCUCAGGAGGAGAUUUUCGGACCCGUGGUUGUCAUUUCAGCAUUCGAGACUGAAGAAGAGGCCAUUAAAAAGGCAAACAAUUCACCAUAUGGCCUUGGAUGUGCAAUCUUCACGCAAAACCUUGAACGAAGCCAUAGAUUGGCCCGAAAGAUGGAAAGUGGGACGGUAUGGAUCAAUAGCAGCAAUGACAGUGACUCACGAACUCCAUUCGGGGGUGUCAAGCAGAGUGGAAUUGGGCGCGAACUUGGUGAAGCUGGACUGGCGGCAUAUUCUAGCAUCAAGUCUGUCCAUGUCAACAUAGGCGCGAAGUUGUAA